Hymenoscyphus albidus is the source of this 5905-nucleotide messenger RNA. NCBI's taxonomy places the organism in Eukaryota, Fungi, Ascomycota, Leotiomycetes, Helotiales, Helotiaceae. The record is from the annotation of a GenBank genome assembly.
UGAACCUUCACCUUGCAAAAUCCUCAUCGUAAUUCUCCGUUGAUACAUUGUGCAGUACCAGUAAUCCGUCCCUGGCUAGCAUUCCUCUACCUCACUCCGCCGCUAUCAUCAUUCCCUCUUCUCACUAUCUCCUCUUCUGCGCUGCGCGCUGUCUGAAUUUUGGUCCGCAGUACUCGUACAGCACGAUAGACGAUACGUAAUAUCAACAAACCCCAAGAAAACACCACCCCCAGCCGCGUCGUUGCACCACCACACCAGCGAUAACAAUUCGGAGCUAUUGGUCUUGUACGACCAUAUAAUGUGACGAGGUCGACGAGGUACCCAUUGCAAGUGCACAUAGCGAGUCCCAGUAGAGUAGAGGUAUUGCUGGGCGGAUGCUCCCAUCACGAUAAUCACUCUAGACCUUGUCACUCCCAGCUCCAACCUCAUCCUCAUUGGCAACGACGCCAGCAUGUCGUACCAAUCUUCCCUUCGCCAAACAGGAAAUAUUGACUACAGUUCGCCCUCUUCACCCACCAAACGUCAACCAUCCAACGCGUCAACAGCCUCCACCGCAUAUUCAAACUCCUCUGCAGGCUUCUUUGAGCUGAGUCGGACGAGCACUCUAUCAUCCGCAGCAUCAGGACACGGGUUCGGGCAUAAGAGGGGAAUGAGCGAGGCAACAGGCAUGCGGACAAGUACAAGAUCCCCCGGUAUCGAGAACAAAAUCGACCGGACGCACUCACCAUCAAAUCCUGAAAGUCCGUUCAAGAGUGCCCGCCAAUCCCUCCGGCCACUGCCUCAACGACCAGCUUCUCCAACGCCUGCAUCUCGCACAGGCAGUCCUCGUACCGGGAGCCCUGGACUCGUUCACCUGCGAGGGCAGAGUUUUAGCAACUCAAAGGCCCAAUUUGAAGACCAUAACAAUUCGCCCACUGCGACACCAGCGCCGGCCGUUCCCCCUAACUUUCGCACUGGCAGUCCUGGACACGGCCACUCGCGAGGCCAGAGCUAUAGCAUCCCUAAAGCGCAGUUUGAUGACCACCUUAAGAACUCGCCCUCGGCCGCACCUGCGCCUGCCAUUCGACCCACCUCUCUGUUUUUGAGCCGCGCCGACUCGGGCCGCCCCUCUUUUUCUGGAAGGAGUCCCACUACCCAGCACGCCCAUAGCCCUUUGCAUGCGCCUGAUCUCCAGAGUUUGCAAAGAUCCAGCACCAGCCAAUUGCGUACCUUGUCUCAGUUCGCUGAAACUGGGGCGCCAGAAGAUUUCAGUAUCACAUCUCCAGCGCAAGAGGUUGUAGGUCUACAUGGAAGAAGAAAGCUGCAGAGAAGCGGGACCGACCAGAAUGCCAUUUCGAAUAAAAAAAGUGGUGGGUAUAGUUGGGAAGGUCGAAAUUGGAUGGACAAGCAACGACAGUUUUUACAAGCAUACGAAUAUUUGUGCCAUAUCGGAGAAGCUAAAGAAUGGAUGGAAGAUAUUCUCAAGCGUCAAAUACCUCCAAUUGUACAACUUGAAGAGGCUCUUAGAGAUGGCGUGACGUUGGCAGAGUUGGUUGACUCUCUUUACCCUGAGCGUCGACUUCGCAUUUUCCGGAGUCCAAAGUUACAAUUUCGCCAUUCCGAUAACAUCGCCAUCUUCUUUCGCUUUCUUGCUGAAGUAGAGUUACCCGACCUCUUCCGUUUUGAGCUAAUCGAUUUGUACGAGAAGAAGAACAUCCCAAAAGUUAUUUAUUGUAUUCACGCUCUGAGUUGGCUUUUAUUCCGAAAAGGAAUCGUUGAUUUUAGGAUUGGAAAUCUGGUUGGUCAAUUGGAAUUUGAGCACCAUGAAUUGGAGGCUAUGCAAAAAGGAUUGGAUAAGGCUGGUGUCAGUAUGCCCAGCUUUGGAAAUAUGAGUGCAGACUUUGGAGUAGAACCAACUCCAGAGCUAGAGCCAGAGCCCGAGCCGGUAGAAAGUGAGGAGGAUCGUAUCAAUCGGGAAUUGGGAGAAAAUGAGUUCGCAAUUAUCGACCUUCAAGCACAGAUGCGAGGCGCAGCCACACGCAUGCGAUGUACCCGUAUAAUGGAGGGACUAUGGGACUCGGAAGAUAUGCUGGUAGAUUUGCAGUCGAGAAUCCGGGGCGACUUUUCCCGGCAGAUCGCUGAGUACCGACUUAGCAUGAAAAGAUUCGCAAUCAAUUUGCAGAGUGGUGCUCGAGGGUUCUUAGUUCGCCAGCGACAAAAUAGCCGAGAAUCUUUCUGGAAAAGUAGAGAAGCUGAUGUUGUGAUGCUUCAGAAUUUAGUGCGGGGGAAAAAAGCCCGCGGAGAGGUAUGCAUGGCGAAAUCACUCCUACGUAGAGAAGAAGAAGGGGUUUGCGAGUUACAAGCAAGUAUUCGGGGUUUCUUGUCUAGGAAGAGCAUGGCAGUCCAGAAACAGGAGACGCAGGACUCGUCCGGCCCGGUGAAAGAGCUGCAGGCUGCUGUCAGAGGCAUGAUUCUUCGAAAACGCGUAGCUGAUGACCACGACAAACUUUGGCGAGAAGAAGAAUCAAUUAGUGCAAUUCAGGCUUUCUCGCGAGCCAUGCUGACCAGAAAUCAGAUCUCGAGGCAGAGAGAUAGACUUGAGGCCUCGUCGCCAAUGUGGACGUCCCUACAAGCCAUAAUUCGAGGAAACGAAGUGCGAGUGGAGGUCCAAGCAACUAAAGAAAAACUGAAUGGACACAAAGCAAAAAUCAUAACAUUGCAGUCGUGGGUUCGAGGUGCCGUUGUGCGACUUGGCGUAUCAGAUAUCUUGGAAGAAUUACACCAAACCGAGGGAUCGGUGCAGGAAGUCCAGAACAACAUCCGGGGUAUGCUACUCAGGAAAAAGAUUGCCGCUGAUUACGAUGCGCUUGUCUCUCAAACACCAGAAAUUACACAACUUCAAGCUCUUGCCCGAGGAUGUCUACAGCGACAGCAGAUUGGAGCUCUUCUCGAUGAGCUUGAUUCACACUCAGAAAUGAUUGUUGAACUUCAAGCCUUGUCUCGUGCCGUUCUUCUCCGGGCUGAUGUUGGUAAUGUCCUCGUCGAACUUGAGUCCGAAGAAGAAUCCAUCAUCGCCUUCCAAGCUGCAGCCAAAGCAAGCUUGGUGAGAGCCAGAUUUGCCGAGAAGAAGCGAUAUUUCAAAGAAAAUAUGGAGAAGGUCGUCAAACUUCAGAGUUUUGUUCGCGGUCGGUUACAAGGAGAGGCGUACAAGAGUCUGACCACUGGCAAGAACCCACCUGUGAACACGGUGAAGAACUUUGUACAUCUCCUUAAUGAUAGUGACUUUGAUUUCAACGAGGAAAUUGAGUUCGAACGGCUACGAAAAACAGUUGUUCAGCAAGUGCGCCAAAAUGAAAUGGCAGAGCAAUAUAUCGAUCAGCUCGAUAUAAAGAUUGCUCUGCUUGUCAAGAACAAAAUCACCUUGGACGAAGUUGUCAAGCAUCAGAGAAAUUUCGGUGGGCAUUCUGGUAACCUUUUGGUCAACUCAACCUUGAGCUCUGGCAACCAAUUCGAUCUCAAGGCCUUGAACAAAAACUCCCGAAAAAAGCUCGAGUCUUAUCAACAGUUAUUCUUUACCCUUCAAACACAACCUCAAUAUCUUGCUCGUUAUUUCAAGAGAAUUCGAGAACAAGGAACAGCGGAAAAAGACUGCAAGCAAAUUGAGACAUUAAUGAUGCGACUGUUUGGAUAUGCCCAGAAGCGACGUGAAGAGUACUAUUUGUUGAAAUUGAUUGCUCGGGCAGUGAGGGAAGAAGUCGAAGGCGUUACGUCCAUCCAGGAGUAUACCAGGGGCAAUUUCUUCUGGUGCAAACUCCUUGCAAAUUAUACCCGUUCACCACGGGAUCGUAAAUACCUCCGAGAGAUUCUUGGUCCUCUCAUUCAAACCAAUAUCAUCGAAGAUCCAGCUCUCGACCUGGAAAGCGACCCAAUGCAGAUUUACCGCUCGGCCAUCAAUAACGAAGAGCUCAGAACAGGGAGACCUAGUCAACGGCCCCUUGACAUCCCUCGAGAGGUUGCUAUCAAAGACCCCGAGACCCGAGAUAUGUUCAUUGAUCACUUACGAGAUCUUCGCGAGAUCUCAGACCAAUUCCUACUUGCUCUACAAGGCUUAUUACACAGAAUGCCAUAUGGAAUUCGCUUCAUUUGCGAGCAAACUUUUGAUGCUCUAUGUCAACAAUUCCCACGAGAAUCCCAAGAGCGUCUAUUACAUCUUGUCGGUAACUGGCUGUGGAAAUUCUACCUGCAGCCGGCACUCACUUCCCCCGAAUCUAUGGGGGUAAUUGAAAAACAACUCACUCCACUCCAGAGGCGGAAUUUGGGUGAAGUUGCAAAGGUCCUCGGGCAAGUCGCAUCCGGCCGCCUUUUCGGAGGCGAAAACAUAUACUUGCAACCCUUAAAUGCUUACGUCGGUGAUGCCAUUGAACGAAUCCGUCUUAUUUUCUCAAACAUAAUUUCCGUUCCCGACGCAGAGAGCACUUUUGACAUUGACGAAUUUAAUGAUCUCUACGCCAAGGUCAAGCCAACUUUGUACAUCAAAAUGGCAGACAUUUUCCAGAUCCAUAACCUUGUCGCUGCGGAUCUGCCGCACAUCUGCCCCAACCGAGACGACAUGCUUCGCGAAAUGAUCCAGGAACUUGGUAGCGCGAAGGUCAACGAAACUGAAAUGUUGGGAGUUGCCACGGGCGAGAUACAAAUGACCCUAAAUCCUAAAUUGCAUGACAUUGAAGACCCCGAAGCAGAAGUCAAGGCCCUCUUCAUGGAGACAAAAAGAUGCAUCCUCUACAUCAUUCGAGUACAGUCAGGUCCAAAUUUGAUGGAAAUUUUAGUUCGUCCCAUCACCCGAGAGGAUGACCAAAAAUGGCAUUCAUUACUCCGUGAGGAAUUUUCUUCCGAUAGCAAGACUCGGGGUGCCUACUCGGACGCAAACACACUGGUUGAUAUUAAGGCCAUGUCAUAUAAGGAAUUGAAACGUACAGCAUUGGAGAACAUCAUGAGACUGGAGCAAUUUGGUCGUAUCUCAAGGCACAAUUAUUACCAGGAUAUUCUCAACGCCAUCGCCUUGGAUAUUCGAACAAAGAGCAGAAGGCGUGUGCAACGACAGCGCGAAUUGGAAGGCGUUCGACUCACCCUGGGAAAUCUUAGCGAAAAGGCCGAAUGGCUCGAAUCUCAAAGAAAGAGUUACGACAACUACAUUGAGCAGGCAAUGAUGACUCUCCAGAAGAAAGGGUAUGUAUACAUCUCAUCUAACUUCAACCAGACACUGACUUUUUUUUCUUAGCAAAAAACGUUUCCUCAUGCCGUUUUCCAAACAAUACAACCACGAACGCGAGCUCGAGCGUUCUGGUCGCAAGCCCAAGUUUGGAUCAUUCAAAUAUUCAGCACGCACCCUUUCUGACAAGGGCGUGCUCGUUUCCUGGAGAGGAACGCAAGAUCGGGAUUGGGAAAAAAUCAACCUCACGAUUUCUUGCGACGAGGUUGGCGUCUUCUUCAUCGAAGGUAGCAAAGGAAGCAUUCAAAUUCCUGGCGCCAGUGCUCAAGUGCCAAUGGACAGCCUCUUAGCCGCUCAGUUUGCCAAUCACCAGUACAUGGAUUUGUUCGAAGGGGGAAUGAGACUUAAUGUUAAUUUAUUCUUGCAUUUGCUGUACAAGAAAUUCUAUCGGACGGAAUGAUGAGGUGGAAUGGAUUGGCGGUGCCAAUGAACUUGGAAUGAUAGAUAAGAUAGCGUUUGUUCUUGUUAUUGAGAGGACGAUUUUGUAUGACAGCAUUGUUUUAUUGGCGUCCUCGGGGGUUAAGAAGAAAUGUACCCCAAGGGCAACUAAGGGUCUGGCUUCCUGGUAUAUUAUUUUGUACAUACGCUUCCAAUUCAGGAUGGGAACAUGGCUUGGUAGGACGAAAAGAUAUGACUACAAAUCAUGAUGAAGAAAUG